AUGAGGAACUUCACCGUGGUCACACUUUUACUUCUAUGCAGCUUAUGCUGGAUCUGCAUCUCACUUUCUGAGUCUCAGACUGUGGAGGUUCAGUCGGGUGAAGAAGUCACACUGCUGUGCUCCAACUUUUCAAGUUCUCCCACUCAGAUAUUUUGGUUCAGAGUGGUCAGGAGAUCCCAGCCCCACUGUGUCUCCCACAUGUUCAAGCCUCGUGAGCCUGCUUCACUCUGUGAUGGAUUUCAAAAUGGAAGUUUUGAAAUGAGCGCCAACAUCUCCACAGUUUUUCUCAAAAUCAAACAAGUGAAUUCAUCUGACUCUGGGCUGUAUUUCUGUGGCUAUUACAUAAGCAAAAAACCAGUUAUUGUGGAUGCAACAUAUUUAGAGGUUCAAGAGUUUGAUGGAACAACAAAGCUGACGAGUGUGAUCCUGGGAGGUCUGAUUAUUUUCCUCAUUAUGGUCAUCAUUUGGCUGGCUGUUAAAAUCAGAAAGCUUCACAAAGCUCAUGUUGAAGAACAGAAUCCACAACAGACAGAGACUCAGAGCUCAGAUGACCUGAACUAUGCAGCUGUAACCUUUCGUCCAAAAUCAAAAAGAAACCACCAGCCUGCACCAGACAGAGAAGUGAAGCCAAAUGCUAUUUAUUCAGCCACCAGAUAGGAAGCACCUGAAAC
Molecule: messenger RNA, 671 nt
Organism: Epinephelus moara (kelp grouper)
Lineage: Eukaryota; Metazoa; Chordata; Actinopteri; Perciformes; Serranidae
Exons: 5
Coding region: 1-657 (218 amino acids)
Biological process (GO): response to bacterium
Source: RefSeq, a predicted model, not a curated record